AUGGCUGGUGACAAGAGCGAACACUUAACAGACCAACAGGCGGCUCCAUUGCCCAUUCCUGGUAUGUCGGAAUCAACUGUUGCUCCAGCAGACCUUGAGAUUGAUGCAGAGUCCCACCCACAUCAGAAUCUACAGCCGCGGAGUGACAUACGGAAGCACAGUAUAGAGACGGCCCCUAGUUUCAGCGAGCCCCUGCUGAACGCCUCAGCCAAUGAGGGCAAUAGCCAGCCGAAGACCGCAGUGGGUACAAGCUCUAUGGCUGUGUCUAUCAUCAACUGCAUCAAGAAUAUCAUUGGUGCCGGUAUCCUAUCACUCCCUCGAAGUUUCGUCCUGUCGGGUGAUGUUCUGGGCACCGCAUUGAUCCUGAUAUUUGCUCUGUGGAAUGCUGGAAGUUUUGCCUUGAUCGGGUUCAUGAACCAGCGGACGGGUACGAAUGAUUUCAAGAGCUUAUGGAAUGCCGGCUUCGGUCGGCACACGGCUUGGGUCGUCGACCUCUUUAUGUUCCUCUACACGGCAUCCUCAUGUUUGGGCUUCAACAUUGUCAUUGACGACUUCCUCGUAAGCUUCUUCCAAGGAAUAGGUCUCCCUGGUUGGAUCUGUAACCGAUGGGCCGCAGCUACGAUAUCCCUCCUUGGUCUCAUGCCUCUAGCCUAUAAAAAAUCGUUAGACUCACUGCGAUAUGUAUCGUUUUUCGGCAUCGCGGCUUCGUUCUACUGUGUGAUCUACGUCCUAGUCAACGCCAUUCUAUUCGCUACGGGAGACGUCGUUGACAACAGUGUAGAUAAUACCGUGCAUGCUCCAGUUACUCUCUUCGGAGCAGUACAGGCUAUGAGUAUGUUCGCUCCUGCUUAUGUCUGUCAUUACAACGCCCCACGCUUCAAUAAGGAGUUGAAGCAUACCACACCAGGGAGAUUCUCUGGGGUAUCGUACUUUAGUUUCAUCUUCUCGGGCAUUGUAUAUGCUGCGUUUGCCCUAGCUGGUCAUUAUAGGUUUGGUGACGGAGUGAACGGUGAUGUCCUCACCAACUACCAAGGUCGUUACGCUGAUAUAUGGUGCUUGCUUAUGUGGCUGGCCAUGGCUCUAUGUCUCAUUUUUGGAUACCCGCUCACUUACAUUUCUUCUAACGAGUCGUUAGAGCGUCUAGGCGUCUCCUGUCCUCCAUGGCUGUACAUCAUCAUUAUGACUCUUGGCGGUGUCCUCAUAAAAGAUCUAUCAGUCUUCCGUUCUUACCAAGGAGCCAUUCUGGGCAUCUCAGUUGGGUUGACUUUGCCGGGCCUCAUGUAUAUCGGUCUGGUCUGGAAGCGUGUCGAAUGGGCCAGCAAGAGAAGGACGUUGACAUGCUUCAGCUGGGCUAGUAUUGCUAUGGGUCUCUUCUGUAUGGUAGUCGGCUGUGUUGCCACAGCGCUCCAGCAAAGAGGAGGUCACUAG
Perkinsus marinus ATCC 50983 is the source of this 1428-nucleotide messenger RNA. RefSeq names its product amino acid transporter, putative. Gene Ontology annotation, biological process: amino acid transmembrane transport. Lineage: Eukaryota; Perkinsozoa; Perkinsida; Perkinsidae. Bases 1 to 1428 code for a protein of 475 amino acids. The record is from RefSeq and is a predicted model, not a curated record. The transcript has 9 exons. Gene Ontology annotation, molecular function: amino acid transmembrane transporter activity.